Ruditapes philippinarum (Manila clam) is the source of this 2252-nucleotide messenger RNA. RefSeq lists its product as uncharacterized. Gene Ontology annotation, cellular component: plasma membrane. The transcript is spliced from 10 exons. The record is from RefSeq and is a predicted model, not a curated record. Gene Ontology annotation, biological process: iron ion transport. Gene Ontology annotation, molecular function: oxidoreductase activity; copper ion binding. Bases 51 to 1955 code for a protein of 634 amino acids. Lineage: Eukaryota; Metazoa; Mollusca; Bivalvia; Venerida; Veneridae.
AAUCAUACAGAACACAUCCUUGUUUACGAGCAUGUCAAGUAAAUCGCCCGAUGAUGUGUUCGUACGAUUUUACGGUGGAGUUGUACUUUACUCUUUCAAAGGCUUGCUAUGAUUGUCCGUAUAAUAAGACGGAUUGUUCCCGGCCUCACUGUAUCCCAGCUGAUGGCGUGUCACGUGGUAUCAAUGUCGUUAACAGAAUGCUACCAGGACCCGGAAUACAUGUAUGUGAAGGAGACACUGUGAUUGUGAAUGUCAAGAACCACUUAGCAGGGGGUGUGGGAACCAGCAUCCACUGGCAUGGUAUUUUGCAGAAUGGUUCCCAGCAUAUGGACGGUGUUGCUAUGGUGACACAAUGUCCAAUCCCGGAAGGAGCAACAUUUCAGUAUAGAUUCAAAGCUGAAAACGCAGGAACACAUUACUGGCAUGCUCAUUCCGGUCUUCAGAGGUCAGAUGGCGUUUAUGGUGUAUUUGUUGUUCGCCAAGCAAUCGAGUUUGAGUCUCAUCUAGGUCUGUACGACGAGGACUUACCUGAGCAUACCAUGCUUGUAACUGAUUGGUUAGUGGAAUUGAGUAUUAAUACAUUUGCUCAUCUUCAUCAUGCAGGGAGAGAUAGCAACCCAAGGUCCAUGCUCAUUAAUGGAAAAGGAGUAUUUCAUGAAUUUUUCGAUUCCACUUCAAAUACCACUAGUUAUACACCUGUCGAAAUAUUUCACGUGACACAAGGCAAGAGAUACAGGUUUAGAACAAUAAGUAAUGGGAUCCUUAACUGCCCUUUACAAAUUUCCAUUGAUGGACAUACGCUCACAAUGAUAGCAUCUGAUGGCAGUCCAUUUGAGAAGAUUGAGGUCAAUUCGUUUAUCAUUUUUGCUGGAGAGAGGUUUGACUUUGUACUGAAUGCGUCGCAGCCUGUAGGGAAUUACUGGAUCAGGGUCAGAGGUCUUGGUGUCUGUGGUUUCUCAAAGGUCAAACAGGUUGCUAUAUUGCGAUAUGCUGGUGCCCCUGAUGAAGAACCUACCGGAAGUACUACAUGGGAGGACGCAGACAGACCUGGAUUGAAAUUAAAUCCUUGGAACAUGAAAGGUGAUGAAUCAAAUAUUCAAGUUAGUGAGUUGAAGUCGCGCCAGAGUGGAAAAGCUGGGUUGAAAGAGAUCCCUGACAAGAAAUUUUACCUUGCUAUGGAUUUCAACAAGAUUGACAACUAUCAUUUUCAUGAUGCCUCGUUAUAUCCUAUCUUAGCUUUACAAAGAUCUAAACAAUUGUACAUGACUCAGAUUAACCACAUAUCAUUACGACUACCAUCGUCGCCACAACUCUCACAAUAUUCCGACAUAAACCAGAGUGAGUUUUGUGACAGCGAGAGCACGGGAAAAAAUUGCACAGAGGAGUUUUGUGAGUGUGUCUACCGUCUACAUGUACAAUUAUAUGACACGGUUGAGAUAAUUGUUAUUGAUGAAGGUGUCACAUUUAAUGCCAACCACCCAAUGCAUCUACAUGGUCACAAGUUCUACGUCGUUGGCAUGGACAAGCUUGGACAGUCUACUUCAAUUGAGGAAGUUAAACGCCUAGAUGAGAAUGGAAACCUUACUCGUAAUCUUGUUGAUCCCCUUGCCAAAGAUUCGGUCACUGUCCCUGACGGUGGUUAUGUAAUUUUACGUUUCCAUGCAGAUAACCCAGGAUUCUGGUUUUUCCACUGUCAUAUCCAGUUUCAUUUGAAUACUGGAAUGGGUCUUCUCAUUCAAGUUGGGAAUCCAAACGAUAUGCCAAAGAUUCCCAAAAACUUUCAGAAAUGUGGGAAUUGGAAAUAUAGCGGCCCUGAAGAGGAAAAGGAAGAAAGGGAUUGCGUCAGCUCAUCGUCUUGUUAUUUUUCAUCAAUAUAUUCUGUCCUGAUUUUCAUGACUGCCUAUGUUGUCAAGUUCCUUUUCCAAUUGGAUUUUGACCUCGAGUUAUUUGAAUGAAAAGAGUAGCGGUAGUUGUAAAAUUUUGAAUUGUUUUCUGUAUGGAUAUAACAUUCUACUGGUACUAUUGCUUAACAUGUAUUGAAUGUAUUCCAUGUUUAGCUCCAUAUGAAAGUUUAAUAUAGUGGCAUUGCUUUAUUUACAAUCGUUUUUAUUGGUUUCGUUUCAAACGUUAAUAUGACGCACUUCAUAUCGAUUCUUUCAAAUCGUUUUUCUUAAAAAUAGGUUCUUUCUAUCAUACAUACAGAAAUAUGCAGUUGAAUCAAUCAAAAGAAAGGUUGUAAACUUUUUAAACAC